CAGCCGCGGAUUCGGGCCCCGCCCCUCCUCCUGGCUGCAGCGGCGGCGUUGUUGUGGCGGUGGGGGAGGCGGGCUGCUGUGGAGCCCGCCGAGUCCUAGUUCCUGACCCUGUGCGUCACAGCGGCGGGCCAGACGGACAGCCUCGCCGCAGGAUUAAUUUAUUUUUGGAAAUCAAGUGCAAUAUUAAAGGGAAAACAAACCACACUACAUUAUUGGAAGCCAUUUCUGCUAAUUUUAUUACAUUUUAAAAUUUAUGAUUUGAUUUGAAUACUAUCAUGGGAGGAGCAGUGAGUGCUGGGGAAGAUAAUGAUGACUUAAUUGAUAACUUAAAAGAAGCUCAGUAUAUCCGCACUGAAAGAGUGGAGCAAGCCUUCAGAGCGAUUGACCGCGGAGAUUACUAUUUGGAAGGCUACCGAGACAACGCUUACAAAGACUUAGCCUGGAAGCAUGGGAACAUACACUUGUCGGCUCCUUGCAUUUAUUCUGAAGUUAUGGAAGCAUUGAAACUUCAACCAGGAUUGUCUUUUCUUAACCUGGGAAGUGGAACCGGAUAUUUAAGUACAAUGGUGGGCUUAAUUUUAGGUCCUUUUGGAAUAAAUCAUGGGAUUGAGCUUCAUUCAGAUGUGGUGGAAUAUGCCAAGGAAAAACUGGAGAGCUUCAUCAAAAAUAGUGAUAGCUUUGAUAAAUUUGAGUUCUGUGAACCUGCAUUUGUGGUUGGUAAUUGCCUCCAGAUAGCAUCUGACAGUCAUCAGUAUGAUCGAAUUUACUGUGGAGCUGGUGUCCAGAAAGACCAUGAAAACUACAUGAAAAUAUUACUGAAAGUUGGAGGCAUUUUAGUCAUGCCUAUAGAAGAUCAGUUAACACAAAUUAUGCGAACUGGACAGAAUACUUGGGAAAGUAAAAAUAUCCUUGCUGUUUCAUUUGCUCCACUUGUGCAACCAAGUAAGAAUGAUAAUGGCAAACCAGAUUCUGUAGGACUCCCCCCCUGUGCUGUCAGGAAUCUCCAGGACUUGGCUCGUAUUUAUAUUCGACGUACACUUAGAAAUUUCAUAAAUGAUGAGAUGCAGGCCAAGGGGAUUCCUCAGAGGGCUCCACCAAAAAGGAAAAGAAAGAGGGUUAAACAGAGAAUUAAUACCUACGUAUUUGUGGGUAAUCAGCUUAUUCCUCAGCCUCUAGACAGUGAAGAGGAUGAAAAAAUGGAAGAAGAUAACAAAGAAGAGGAAGAGAAAGAUCAUGGUGAAGCCCUGAAGCCCGAGGAGCCACCUCAGAAUUUACUGAGAGAAAAAAUCAUGAAACUACCCCUACCUGAAUCUUUAAAGGCUUACUUGACAUAUUUUAGAGAAAAAUAACUUAGAUCAAGAAGAAAGAAUACCUACUGAUUAUUCCUUUAGUCUUGAAAAUGUAGCAUUUGUUAGGAGUUAAAAUUCUUUCAUCAGAGCAAAUUAUAGUGGAAAAAGUAUAACUUGUUUCUGUCUUAGUAAUAAAAAAUGAUGUAUUCAGUAAUUAAAAAGAAUCCCUUUUAUAAAAUAUAUUUUUCUUUAAAUCUUGGAAAAAUGCUGUUUUAACUCAGAGUGACUUUAAGAAUGGAAUGCAACAAUACUCAAGAUUUGUGUACUGUAAAUCCUUUUCUGAUUCCUUGCAGAUUUGUAGUGGUUAGGCUUACAUUUAAUUUUGUAUAAGGUUAAAUAAUUGUUAAGCACAUACUGAUUUUUGAAUUGUAGUUGUUUGCAUUUCCUGUAUGAAAACUUUCUUACCUAAUUAGAAAAUCAAAUGCUGUGUAGAACCACUUACCUUACUUUGUUGCAGUCACUAUUGCUGAGUUGCUAUAGUAUUCCGGGCAAUAUAUGAGUGCAAUAACAAUACAAAUACUGAAUAAUUUAGCUUUAAGAAAAAAGUUUCACGGAAUUCAACAGCACUGCUACUUUUGCUUUUGAAUCUAUUGCCAAAAGACACGGGAAAUGAUCUGCUUCUCUCAUAGAGAUUUUAAGAGCACAUCAAGUGAGUAUUAAAUAAAAAGUAUAUACCUAAUACAGUUCUUAAUUUGUGUGUGGUCCCUUUACAUUUUCAGUAUUUAAAAAUAAUGAGGUUAUCUUACUUGCUGGAGUUUCAGAAGAUAGUACAUUUAGGAUUGGUUUUCCUCUUAUCCAGUGUAUGAAGUAUUUGUUUUAAAAAGGAAUAUCCAUUGUUCUGAAUGACUGUUGACAGCACAGACAAGUAGGGAGGAAACAUGGGUAACAGCUUCUUUCUUGAGUUGUACUCAGAGGCAGGACCAGAGCAGAUUUGGUCAGCAGGUGCACUUUAGCCAAUAGAACCAUUUAAAUAUUUGUCUUUGACAAGUUGAACUGAUCUUGCCUACAUACGCUUUGAAAUUCAUCUUUGUGUAGUGUAUGAGAUACUCACAGGAAUUGUAUGUAGAUGCCUUUUUGCUUUGAAAAUUGUGUUCAGAAUCAUAGUAUAAUCUUUGGGACCUAUGUUGUGCUCAUUUAAGUUAUCAUGGUGUUUGUGGGGUGGUUUUUUCUGUUUUGUUUCUUGUUUUUUUUUUUGUAAAAUUAUAAUGAUUUUCACUUUUUUUUUCAUAUUACAUACUUAAACUAUC
Lutra lutra (Eurasian river otter) is the source of this 2596-nucleotide messenger RNA. RefSeq names its product protein-L-isoaspartate (D-aspartate) O-methyltransferase domain containing 1 (gene PCMTD1). The record is from RefSeq and is a predicted model, not a curated record. Gene Ontology annotation, cellular component: cytoplasm. Gene Ontology annotation, biological process: protein modification process. The transcript is spliced from 6 exons. NCBI's taxonomy places the organism in Eukaryota, Metazoa, Chordata, Mammalia, Carnivora, Mustelidae. Gene Ontology annotation, molecular function: protein-L-isoaspartate (D-aspartate) O-methyltransferase activity. Bases 276 to 1349 code for a protein of 357 amino acids.